Messenger RNA from Symbiodinium necroappetens, 369 nucleotides. The record is from the annotation of a GenBank genome assembly. NCBI's taxonomy places the organism in Eukaryota, Dinophyceae, Suessiales, Symbiodiniaceae.
AUGAGGCAUGGACACUUGACGGAUCUCGUCUUUCACCAGGCAGUCUACAACUCAUGCGACGAGGAGUUCGAUCGCAGUGGCGGCAAGAGCAGCACGUGGCUGCUCCUCGAGCAUGCCCUGGCACGGCUCUACCAAGUUCGUGACGGCAUGCGCGUUCCCGAUUUGCUUCUUGUGGUUGUGCCAUCGGAUUCCACGCGCUUGCCAAGUAUUUUGGAGCAAUUCGUAGAGCGAUUUGCAUCUCGGAGUCUUCGAGAAGCUGCGACCUCCGACUGGCUCUAUGUUGUGGAAAGCCCUCCCUCAGGACUGUCCUGGUCAUGUGAAGGCCACAAGUUCAUGUCAGUCGGCUGCCAAACGGAAGUCGUUCCCGAG